UUUUGAAUCUAAAAAGGGGAAGAGGAGGGGCAAGUAGAGGUAGUUGACGACAAAGCCAACCCACCUCUCACCAACCCCGUCACACCAGUUCCGCACCUUUAUCCACCUUACCAAACACAUCCCUUCCUCCUCUCCUCCCCUUUUUUAUUUUCAAUAUUCAACUCCAUUUACCAACUUAACUUCAGCCAACUCUCUCUCGUUCUCUAGCUCUUCUUUCUCUCACAAACCAAAUGGGUGGGGAGCGAAAGGUAUUCACUUUAGAUGAGGUCUCUCAGCACAACUCCCCCAAAGAUUGUUGGCUUGUCAUUGACGGCAAGGUGUAUGAUGUGACAAAAUUCUUGGACGACCAUCCUGGUGGUGAUGAGGUUUUGUUGUCGGCCACAGGAAAGGAUGCAACUGAUGACUUUGAGGAUGUUGGUCACAGUAGCAGCGCAAAAGCAAUGAUGGAUGAGUUUUUUGUAGGUCACAUUGAUUCAUCAACCAUUCCCACCCGGGUGAAGUACACACCUCCUAAGCAGCCUCACUACAAUCAAGACAAGACACCAGAGUUCAUUAUAAAGCUACUCCAGUUCCUAGUUCCUCUGCUAAUCUUGGGCUUGGCUUUUGGUGUUCGAUUCUAUACCAAAUCUGCUUAAAUAUAAAUUGGAUAACCAAAUUUGAAAGAUCUUUGCAAUAAGCUUUUAUCAGUUACCAUUGCACCCCGUAUCAUUAGUUGUUUGAAACCGUUUUCUUCAGGGAGUGUAGGAUAUUUCAUUGUUGAUUUGUGAGAAUGUGCUUGUUUUUUUCAUA
Molecule: messenger RNA, 789 nt
Organism: Mangifera indica (mango)
Lineage: Eukaryota; Viridiplantae; Streptophyta; Magnoliopsida; Sapindales; Anacardiaceae
Product: cytochrome b5
Exons: 3
Coding region: 231-635 (134 amino acids)
Cellular component (GO): membrane; endoplasmic reticulum
Molecular function (GO): heme binding
Source: RefSeq, a predicted model, not a curated record